This is a messenger RNA of Aspergillus brunneoviolaceus CBS 621.78, 385 nucleotides long. RefSeq lists its product as uncharacterized. The record is from RefSeq and is a predicted model, not a curated record. The transcript has a single exon. Lineage: Eukaryota; Fungi; Ascomycota; Eurotiomycetes; Eurotiales; Aspergillaceae. Bases 53 to 253 code for a protein of 66 amino acids.
AUGCCAAUCUGAAUUGAUCUACAAGCAGCAACAACAGUAGUCAUAGUAGUCAAUGUUCAUUUCUUGGAAGGGGAAGAAGGCGUUGGCUGGAUGGUGGGUACAUUCACCCCAGACACACAGUCACCCACUCACCCAACAUGCAUGCAUAGCGGAACUCGUCGAAAACACACACACACACACGCACAGUAGAAUGAUCCCGAUGACAAUCAACAGAACGUCGAUAACGUGCACCAGCCAGGUUUCGACAGACUGACAGACUGAUAACCAAGUCGAAGAGCAAACAUGGUUCAGAGUACGCAGAGUCAAUCUCCGAGGAACGGUAGAAGGUAAUAGGCAAUAUUAGAUUACUUCCAAAUAAGGGUCUGGAAAUGUAAAUAGGUAUGGA